AUGGCUCCUAAAGCCACUAAAACAGAUGCCAAGGGAAAUAUCAAAACAUUGGCAGAGCAGUUAAAGCGGAUUCUGGACCGGACCUACUCUUUGCAGCAACAGCUCAAUGAAAAAGCCGCAGAUGCCACGAUCCAUGACAGCAUUUUCCCAGAAGACCCAGGAUUGAGACUGUGGGUUGGUGCAACAUUAUAUGCAACUGGGAUGGAAAUGUACCAGCGAGUCUUUGACAAACUCGGCUUUCAGGAAGCCGAACGGGCAUAUAGCGAAUUUGCCGUGCUCAUCAACAUCGCUCUCAACAUCCCCAAGGGAGUAUGGCCAAUCAACCGCACCGCCUUCUGGGCUUACUGGGAUGAGAAUGUUGAGAAGCUGGAUGUUGAUGCACGAGUGCGGCCAGUCGUUCACGACCUAGAGGCUUUCCACAAGACACCUGGCUGGAUCAAAGUCAGCAUGCCGUUCAUUAGGAACAUUACUCCCGAGAUGCUUCCUCCCCAUGUUCGAGAGCAGUAUGGCUUCCAAUCAUCGUCGACUAGCCGCUUCAUGUAUAGACUGUGCAUGGGUGGAGCACGGGCAAUAUAUCCAGCUUUACCGGGGGCCUUUCGGUGUAUACCGAAGAAGCAGGCAAUGAAAGAGGUAGAGAAGAUGCUCCGGGAGCAGUAA
Molecule: messenger RNA, 657 nt
Organism: Talaromyces atroroseus
Lineage: Eukaryota; Fungi; Ascomycota; Eurotiomycetes; Eurotiales; Trichocomaceae
Exons: 2
Coding region: 1-657 (218 amino acids)
Molecular function (GO): oxidoreductase activity
Source: RefSeq, a predicted model, not a curated record